Molecule: messenger RNA, 5422 nt
Organism: Centropristis striata (black sea bass)
Lineage: Eukaryota; Metazoa; Chordata; Actinopteri; Perciformes; Serranidae
Product: CUGBP Elav-like family member 2
Exons: 14
Coding region: 229-1779 (516 amino acids)
Biological process (GO): mRNA splice site recognition; regulation of alternative mRNA splicing, via spliceosome
Cellular component (GO): cytoplasm; nucleus; ribonucleoprotein complex
Molecular function (GO): mRNA 3'-UTR binding
Source: RefSeq, a predicted model, not a curated record
GGUGUGCAGUGUGACAGCAGCUUGCCUGAAUUUAUUUCAGUCGCGGACGAGAGAGAGAAAUUAGGAGGAAGGAAUAAGGCGGAUACCGGUUCCCCCUCUCUCUCAUGCAGUUUUGAAGAAGACGCCCCCUCCCUGCACCUGUUCUGCUCCGUCUUGUUGCGUCUCGCAGGAGUUGAGCCUCUUGCCAGUGAGCGGACGCCUCAUUGUUAGACGAACGUUGUUUUCAGCAUGACUUCGGCGUACAACCUGGAUUUCCACCCUUUGACCGAAAGUCGGUUAAUGGCUUCAAGCGACACAAUCAACGGCAACGGAAGCAAGAUGAACGGUUCGCUGGAGCAAUUGGACCAGCCAGACCCAGACUCCAUCAAGAUGUUUGUGGGCCAGAUUCCACGUUCCUGGUCAGAAACAGAACUAAAAGAGCUUUUUGAGCCCUUCGGAGCUGUGCAUCAGAUCAACAUCCUCCGUGAUCGCACGCAGAAUCCCCCUCAGAGCAAAGGAUGCUGUUUUGUAACUUUUUAUACAAGAAAAGCUGCACUGGAGGCCCAGAAUGCACUGCACAACAUAAAGACUUUAAGUGGGAUGCAUCAUCCUAUCCAGAUGAAACCCGCUGACAGUGAGAAAACAAGUGCGGUAGAAGACAGAAAACUCUUCAUCGGAAUGGUUUCAAAGAAAUAUGGCGAGAACGAGAUCCGAAUGAUGUUCUCGUCUUUUGGACAGAUCGAAGAGUGCCGAAUUCUCCGGGGACCAGAUGGUCAGAGCAGAGGCUGUGCGUUUGUCACAUUUGCUACCAGGGCAAUGGCACAGAAUGCAAUCAAAACCAUGCAUCACUCUCAGACUAUGGAGGGCUGUUCCUCACCUUUGGUGGUGAAGUUUGCAGACACACAGAGAGAUAAGGAGCAGCGGCGCCUGCAGCAGCAGCUAGUACAGCAGAUUCAGCAGCUCAACAGCGCCUCCACCUGGGGAAACCUGGGCGGCCUGGGGACCCUCACACCGCAGUACCUGGCAAUGCUCCAGCAGGCCACAUCUACCAGUAACCAAGGCAGUUUCAAUAAUAUUCAGAGGCUAGGAGCAGCAGGUGUGAACCCCCUUCAGCUCCAGAACUUGGCCACAUUAGCUGCUGCUGCGGCUGCAGCUAGUUCUGGCAGCCCCACUUCCACCAGCACCCUGUCUGCAAGCAGUGCAGCCCUGGGAGCCUUGGCCAAUUCAGGUUCAUCAGCGUCUAGUGCGGGUGCUGCCAUGAACACCUUGGCAUCCCUGGGCACCCUCCAGGGUCUCACUGGGACCUCUAUGGGCCUCAACCUCAAUGCUCUCACCAACAGCGUCAGUGGUAUGGGGGGCAUGAAUGGAGGCCUGGGAGCCUCAAUGGCAAACGGGUCAGCAGCCAGCUCCAUGGACGCUCUGACCCAGGCCUACUCAGGGAUGCAGCAGUACACAGCCUCCGCCCUGCCCUCCCUCUACGGCCAAUCUCUCCUGCAGCAGAGCAUGGCAGGCAGCCAGAAGGAAGUAGGGCCAGAAGGAGCCAAUCUGUUUAUCUACCACCUGCCGCAGGAGUUUGGGGACCAGGAUCUUCUGCAGAUGUUUAUGCCUUUUGGAAAUGUGGUCUCUGCCAAAGUCUUCAUUGACAAGCAGACCAAUCUGAGCAAGUGCUUUGGGUUCGUCAGCUAUGACAAUCCUGUGUCCGCACAAGCUGCCAUCCAGGCCAUGAAUGGUUUCCAGAUCGGAAUGAAGAGGCUGAAGGUUCAGCUGAAGCGCUCUAAGAACGACAGCAAACCCUACUGAUCCUAGCCCCGGGGCCUCCCCCCCUCCCCAGCUCUAAUGCUAGCACUGCUAGGAACAAAUCUCCAUGCCUGUUUGCUCAUCAUUAGCCUAGCAUGUCUUCAUGAUGUUGAAAGCCAAGCCAAACUCCUGGCCUCAUCAUCCCACCAUUGUCUGUGAUGUCUCUCUAAGCUCGCCUGACCAAUACCUGGCCAUCCACUGACCCUUGACCUUAGCUCAACCUGAUUUUUCUGCAUGUAUAUUCAUUUUGUUUUGUUUUUCUGUAUAGAAAUGUGACAGGUGGGAGAGAGGUCAAGCAAAUCAAUGUGAAAACUUACCUGCGUUGAAUUCAUUUAAGAGACCUUUUUUUUUUGCGAAUGUUUUAAAAACCUGUGGGAUUUCUUAUUUUUAAUUUAGCUGUUAUGUUUCUUUUUACCUCUCUCAGUAAAGUUCACUUGAAAGUUGAAUACAGGGAUUGGCACACAGCUGUGCUAUUUGGUGCCAUUAGCAAUAUGUUGGCUUCUUAAAAAAAAAAAAAAAAGCUACAGAUCAUUUUCCAACACUUUUGAAAGUCUGACCAGUAAAACCCCUCAGUGCUCUGUAAUGAUCUCUACGUUUUACAGGCAGUGUGAAGAUUUACACCAAGGCUAUUUAAAAAUAUAUUUUCUUUUCAUUUACAAAAUAUCCAGUGUAUUUACCUUCUUUUUUUGAACUAUUGAUGGCACAAUAAAAGGUACAUUUGCUCUGUUUAGAGAAAUGACUACCUACAUGAGUCAACUUUUUUAGAACUGAUUCACAAAUAGACAAUCUGUGGUUUAAAUGCACACUUAGAUUACCUAUAUUUUAUACCAUUGAAGCUAUAGAAGUUUAACUAACAGAACCCAGGCAAAACUUUGGGUUUUUUGUAGAUUAUGUUGUAAUGUCAUCUGUGUCGGGUGGGUCUUCAGUGUAUUACAUUUUUAAAGAGGACUAAAAAUCAGUUUGAUCAGCGUGACCGUUUCAAGAUCAUUUCUAGUAAAUUAAAAACACUUUAAGUCAAAAAAAAUCCUCUACAUUAAUUGUGAUUUCAACUUCUGGGAAAAAAGUACUUUUUUUUUUUUUUUAAUGGUCACAGUAUGUCGACUUAAUUUUUCUUUUCUUUGUUUCUGCGUUAAAGAAAAAUUUAGUGUUCAACUUCCACGGUACGUCUUGUUGACUUUCUGUGAAUUUCUCAUUAAUAAUUUAAUUAAUGGAUGUUUCACUUUGGUUGAGUUUGGAUGCCUCAUGUUGAAAGAUGAUGAUUUACAAUGUCUGUUAAUCAUACAGAUGCCAGACAAUGUCUUUUUGUUUUAAUUUGUUGUUAAAGUGCCCAUGUGUCAAACUCAGUGUUUUUGAAUUCACAAAUUUUUUCCUGUUAAUAUUACCUAGUUUUCUUUACACACGCACGCACACAUGCACACACCGUGACACACAACACACUUUUCUGUGGUUGCAAAUGUGGGAGCCCCUGAAGAAGAGAUCACUUUGACACAACACACAACCUGUGGGUCUCUGCACAUUUUAUAGACACACACUUGCUUUUUUAUUUUAUUUUUUGAUUGUUCUUUUAAGUGACUUCCAGUAUCAUGAUUCAGCCGUACACAGCGCAUUAAUACAACGAAACCCACCACAAAUAGUGUUGGUUUACAAAUACAUUCCAUUUUUUUUCAGCACGAAGUUUACACUUUUUUUUUACCGGGCUCGUAUUUUGUCUGUUGUACUACAAGUUGUUGAGACAACCCUGGUAAAAUAACAAACCACUUCACCCCCAAAGAAGGGUUCCCUAAAACUGCGUACCUGAUGGCGCUAGAGAGUUGUCAACUCAGGGGCUUUUUUUGUGUGUGAAACUGGACACUCACACAGGAUUAACGACACAAAAUGCACAAUUAUCACCAUUUGACCUUUUUAAGUUUGGAUUUUUAUUUUUACUUAUUUUCUCAAAAUGCAUAAAUAAUCCAAAAAAUAUAUAUAAAGAGGUACCAAAUUUGAAACAGUGCUCGAGGAAAGUGUUGUAGUUUUGUAAGGAAAAGCACAAUUGUGGGAGCUAAUCACUUUUGCAGAAUGUUGUGUGUGUGAUUAUAAUCCGCAAAUUUUCAAGGUACCACUGAUUUCACUUUUUAAUAUGGGCAUGUGCUUUUUACAGUGUGUUUUUUCUAUCCAAAUGCAAUACAAUAUUCAAAGUGCCAUAUAUACGUCUAGAAACUGCCUACACAUCCUUAUCAGGCCUUGGUUUAGAGAUUGCUGCAGUUUGCCUUUUUUGUCUAUUUAUGCCAGUGUCAUGAAAGCUCUUGUCACCUGCUCAUGUCCCCCCCUUCUCCUCCCUCCACUCUGUGUGUUGAGUUAUUGGUAAAUGUGUAUUGUGAUGUACUCAAUUUGAACAGUUGGUUAAAAAAACUUGUAGAUAAACAAUAAACUUCCCUAUACAUUUGAAGGUUAAACCUCUUUCUUAGUGUGUACUGUAACACUUUGCGAUACAAGCGAUUGGUUAUGGGAAUUUUUCAAUAAAAAAAAAAAAAGUGAAAACUCAAGUUUCAAAAAACAACAACUUGGGUGUCAUGUUGAGAAGAUCUUUAAAUUGUGUGUCAAACACUGAAAUGAUUGCAGAUCUGUGGUUGGUAUGCAGUGUAUGGUGAAGUGUUACUGUGAAUGAUUUAAAAAAAGAAAAAAAUAAGAAAAAAAAGCACAAUGUACAGUCCACAGCAGUCCUAACAGGAACUUGACUCACUUCAGGGGCUUCCAUCACAAAUCCCGUUCAAGCUCUAACAAUCACUUUCUUUGUUCUGUUGUUUUCAUAUUCUGAAGUGCUAUUUUUUGACAAGUGUGGUAGCUUUGCAUCUCUCUAGAUAUUGUCUUGAUCCAAAAGAAAAGAGGAGAAAAAAAAACUUUUCCUGUGUUAUUUUCUUGUCUGAUAAUCGGUAGGACUUUGUUCACGUUCCACCAAUAAUUUACUAGAUGUUUUGUCUUGAUGAAAGCCAAAGUGGGUGCAUCUUGAUGUGAUCUGUAUUAUACAUACAGUAGUUUUUCUUUCUGUUCAGUCAAUAUCAAUUUUUUUGAAACUGGGUGGGAUUUGAAAAAGAAAAAAAAAAGACACACAGGCUUUCCAAUUUCUACAACUGGUUGUUCAUAUGUAUUUUGUACCAGUGAAGCUUUUUAUAUUGGAAAUUAAAGAAAAAAAAUCUAUAUUGGAAAAAAAAAAUUGUCUGGCCUCUCAAUGUGGCCUCGCCUUGACCAGGUCUUGAGUUUGGCCUCUUGGUGGUGUCAAGCAAUUUUUUUUUGUUUUUUUUUUGUCUCUAAAAGAUGCCUGAUUUUGAUUUUACUUGGAUCUCUACGUGUUCCUCACUUCGUUAAUCCGUUUCAGUUUCGGGGGGGUUGGGAUCCUCUAAAUCGUGGUAAGUUUCAUGUUAGUAUUUGUGCUGUCCACAUAGUUUAAUGGUCAUCAGGAUUUCGACAACUUGUGUGGAUAAUUGUCUUAGUUGAAGAGUUAACUAUCUGUUUAGUUUGAGCCUUGCUUUUUACCUGUGUAGAGUUUUCUGUUUUUUCCCAUAGCGGAGUGUGUAGCCGAAAGACUCUGUGUUCUUUUUUGGUCAAUGUUUGUUCAUGUGUGGUGUGUUUCUUUGCCUCUGUCUCCAAAUUAAACCAUUUCCCCUAA